GUCGGAAAUUUCCCUGUUCCGAGUUGCCUGGAACGCAGCAUGAGAAAGGCCCCCAGUGUGUAUGAGUUCUGGGUACGUCAUCAGAUCGCGCCGCACGGAGGAAACGUGGGAAGAAUAGAAAGGAGUGCAAAGCAGGGGACAGUUGAGAGACUCCACGUGAAUCAGUGUGAACAUGGCGUCGAUUCAAGAGCCAGAGGUCCAGUUCGCACAGCGAUUAGCCUCCAACGAGAAGCCCAUUCGAACCAAGGCCAUAAAGAAACUGAGGAAAUACAUAAAUGUCAGGUCUCAGAAAGCGACAGGUGGGUUCACAGGUGAUGAGCUGCUCAAGCUAUGGAAGGGUUUGUUCUACUGCCUGUGGAUGCAGGACAAACCGCUGCUCCAGGGGGAUCUAUCAAACCAAAUAUCCAGCCUGAUCCACAGCUUCCACAAUAUUGACGGUCAGUUUUUGUUCUUGGAGAGCUUCCUGCAGACUUUCAAAAGAGAGUGGACAGGUAUUGACAGGCUGCGGAUGGACAAGUUCUUCCAGCUGGUUCGCUUCAUGUUCAGACAAACCUUUGAGUUGCUGAAAAGGAAAAAGUGGGAGAGCAGUGUGGUUGCCAGAUUUCUGGAGCUGCUGACUGCACAGCUCUUGCAGUGUGGUAGCGGAGCGCCCAGCGGGCUGCAGUUCCACAUCCUGGACCUUUACAUGACUGAACUAGCAGCUGUAGGUUCAGCAGAGCUCACUGCUGACCAAAACUUGACAUUCAUUUAUCCAUUCUGCAAAACAGCAGCCAAAACAAAGGAUGUGACUCUCUUCAGAGCCAUCUGCAACAGCAUCUUUAGCACUAUUAUUGACCAGGCUCCCUUCGCUAUUGAAGAUUUGAUGAAGGAGGUGACAGCAACUCUGGACUCGGACUCAGACUCAGGACAGGCUUCUGAAGUGGGCGACGAAGAAGACCAACUAAAAGAGAAAGGGAGUGAACCAGUCUGCAAGAAAAGAACAAGAAAGCAGAUUAACGCCAAUAAAUCAAAUGGAGAAGAGGGGGGUUGUUGUGAUGAUGAUGAGCUUCUUCACUUGGAAGACUCAGAGGUGCCAUGUGAUGACAUCGGACCAGUCCUCCAGUUUGACUAUGCGGCCCUGGCAGCCAAGCUGUUCGAGUUAGCCAGUCGGAGCAGCACACCCAGUCACAACAGACAGAGACUCUACAAAAUCAUCAAAGUACUACGUGACCUCAGUGAAGGCAUCUUUCCUCAGGAUGAGUAUCCAGAGGAGGUGUCCACUGAUGAGGAUGAUGAAAUGUUUGGCAGCAGGAAGAGGAUAAAGAGAAGCGAUGGUCACCUGGAGAAGGAUGUUGAGACGCCAGCAGCCAAGAAAAGUAAAGGCAAGAAAAAUGAGGCAUCCACACCCAACAAGCAAAACAAGGACCUGGGAAAAGAUGACAAUGAACCAGCUGACCUAACUGCAAAGAAAAAGAGGAAGAAGAAGAAAAAAAAAGCAGGGCAUGGCGGAAGUGCAGGUGGUGAGGAAAAUGAGGAGCAGAUUGUGGCUCAAAGUUCAAUUGAAGAGACUGAAGGAUGUCUGGAGUAUUCACAAGGUUUAGGAAAGGAUGUGCAGAUGCAAAGCUCAUCCCCAUUUGUAAAAGUCACAGAGGAAGCAACUCCAGAGAGUCAGUCAGAAACUCUGCUCCUCAAGAAACAGCUUUCAGUUUCCGUCACAGAGGAAACCAGCCUACCUACUCCCUGCACAACUGACAACAAGGACCCAUCUGAAAAAUUAUCAAAGAAGAAUUUAACAGGGGGGACUUGUGAGUUCACAGAGGCAGCCGGGGAGCAGAAGACUCCUGUUAGAAUAGAGCCGAAGAUGUCCUCUGAAUCCAGUGCGCCAGUCUCAGGACAGAAGAAAAAAAAGAAGGGCCUGAAGGCUAAGUUACAAACAGAUGGGCAGGCAGUCAUGACUGAAUCGCAGCUUAAUGCAGAAACAGAGAUUACACCAGUAAGUAGUGAGCAGUCAGCAGAAAGAAACAUGACAGCACUUGAGACUAAUUCUACAACCCCUGCCAAGAAGAAAAAGAAGGGCCUGAAGGCUAAGAAAAAUCUUGAGGAGGUUGGUGGUGAAUCACAGGUUAAUGGUGUAAGCACAGAAUCAGAUUUCCCCUCAGUAUCUUGUGAGGAUUCAGCAGAUGUCCCAACCAUCAGACUUGAGCUGACUGAUUCUACAAUUCCAGUCAACAAGAGAAAGAAAAAGAACCUCAAGGCUGACGUAGCACAAAAGAUUGUGGCUGCGGCACAGCUGGAGGUAGAGGAAAGAUACACUGACGCUGAAAUCACAUCAGCUGGUGAGGAAGCAUCACAGGAUAUCACCGCAGUGCCACUUAAAAAGAGGACAAAGAAAAGGGGUAAGCAGGAGGAUACAACACUCAUAGAGUUAGCUGCUGCAGAUGAAACUACUGUAACCCCACUGAAGAUGACAAGAAAAAAGACUCAAAAAGAUUCUAAGAUUACAGUUGAAGAUGAAGGAGCAGCUGUGGAAACCCCUCAGGUGGGAGAUGCUGAGAAACUGCUGUUUGAAAGCACCGUCACAACACCAGCAAAGAAGAAAAAGACUCAGAAGCCGACACCAGCCCAGGUGGAUGACAUCAAAGAUCAGCCGCUUGGAAGUGUAGAUGCAGAGCUCCCACUAGAUGGAAUGGAGGUGUUCUCUUCCUCAAAGAAACUGGCCAAGAAGAAGAAGAGGAAGGUCCCUGUGAUGUUUGAGUUUGAGGCCGAUGAGCUGGAGGCAGCUGCACAAGAGACUGCAUCUAUCAAUGGCCAUGCAGAAGAGACUGUGGCCAAGAAGGCAAAACUUUGCACCGAUGUUUUAGAGCCGUCCACACCUCUGAGCACUAAAAAGUCAAAAAAGAAGGCGAAGACUUCCUCAGGGUCACCUUCUGACUUUAUUACCUUUCAGAGCAGUGCCGCUGUCCCCACACCCCUCUUUUGCAAAACCAAGGGAAGCUCCAGCACCCCGCUGUCCAGCAAGAAGAAGAUUCAAACUCCCAAAUCAGAAUCCAAGAAGGUGACCUUCGGUCUCAAGAAUAAUAAGACCGCUGAGUUUAGGAAGACUGAUCGCAGCCUGCUGGUUAGUCCAGACGGGUCGUCACGAGUGCCCUUUGACCCGAAACAGAAACCCAGGUUUGGGGUCUUAAAGUCUCCACCUUCCGCCAGCAUCAAAACGACCCCCAACGGCCACAGGAAGACCAAUUCAAAUACUCCAAAGAGUGCACCUAAACGGCGACCUUCUGCGGCAGACUUCUUCUAACAUCCCACACUGACAGACGCAGAUGUAAUGCUCUCUGUGAACUCUUUAAUAGACUGAUUUAAAGCAAAUCCUGUUUUGGAGACAUGUAUAGAAGAAUUUUUAUGUUUAUCUGAUAUCAGUGUUACAUUAUGCCUAUUUGAGUGACUUGAUGUUUUAAUAAAGUUACUUAUUCUA
Molecule: messenger RNA, 3451 nt
Organism: Micropterus dolomieu (smallmouth bass)
Lineage: Eukaryota; Metazoa; Chordata; Actinopteri; Centrarchiformes; Centrarchidae
Product: ribosomal RNA processing protein 1 homolog B-like
Exons: 16
Coding region: 173-3277 (1034 amino acids)
Biological process (GO): rRNA processing
Cellular component (GO): preribosome, small subunit precursor; preribosome, large subunit precursor; nucleus
Source: RefSeq, a predicted model, not a curated record